AUGCUUUAUAAUAGUUUUUUUAAGUCAAAGAAUCAGAGUCCUUAUUCUGUCAAACCGAAAUAGCAAAUGAGAUAGAGUUCAUUUGAGAAACCGAAGAAAGAACGAUUGCGAUUGCAGUUAUCUAGCAAAAUUGAUCAAUUUGAAAAGGAAGCCAUAUUGAGUGUUGUGAAUUCAAAAAAGAAAUCAGCUAGCAAAAGAUUUAAAACAGAACAAGGAAUAGAUAUAAUUGAUGAUUUCUUAACUUUGGAUUCAUGCAUUACCAAAUAACAAUCUAAAUCAAGAUCUUUUAGCAACGCAUUUCCUUCAAAUAAAAGUGCAGAUAGAAAAUCAAACAUUCUGAAUAGUGCUAGUAAAAGACAAAAAAGUAGUAAUUAGAAACAGACACUGGAUGAGGAUUAACAAUCAGAUAAUUUCCCAACAUAAUUUCAAAAGAUUAAGUUACUUGGAAAGGGAGGAUUCUCUCUGGUUUGGUUGGGAGAACACAAAACAACGAAAAUGAGAGUUGCAAUUAAGCAAAUCAAACAAUCCAAUUCGAAUCAAGCCUAUCUAAGAGAGAUUUGGUUUGGAUCUCACUUUUUCGACAACGGAAAUCCAAAACCUUAAUUCAAAUCCUCCGUUGGGAUUAAGAGCUUAUUGCAAUAUCUGGGAUAUGAGAUAGGAUCUACUGACACUUGGAUUUUCACAGAAGUAUGUGGAGAAAGUCUAAAAAAUACACUUUACGAAUUGAAAGGACAAUAAAUUAAAAAUGAAAUUGUAUUCAAAAUGAUCUAAAAACCCUUAUAUCUACAUUUAAAAUCUGACCUUAAUAUUCUCAAAAAGAUUAUUAAAGAUGUCGCUCAAGCCUUAAUACUAUUGACUGAAUAGCGGAUUGUACAUUGUGAUCUCAAAACAGAAAAUAUCCUCAUUAAAAAAUCGAAAUGUCUGAAUGGAUCCUACCUUAUCACAUAAACCAAACUGAUAGAUUAUGGAAGCAGCUUCAUGUUUGAUGAUCUAUCCUAAUUCUCUAUGGCUACUCCUGAGUACAUGUGUCCGGAAAUCUUGAAUUAUAUACAAUACGAAAAUGGCAAGGAAUACGAUACCAAAUUAUUCAAAGUCCUAUCAAAUUAUUAUAAACCUUGGGUAAUUGACAUAUGGUCAUUGGGAUGUGUAAUUUUAGAAAUAGUUUAUGGAAUUCCCCUCUGGCUGAGCAAUAAGAUCAUUGUUAGGCAUCAUGACAAGGAUGUGAUUGAACAAGGCCUAUUUGCGGUGAAGAAUAGAGAAUUUGAUCAGAUUAUACAGAGACAAGCUCAUGUUGUUAAAAAUUUGGACCAUUACCUAGAUAAUAAUUAUUCAGGGAUCAAAGUCGAUCUAGAAAUUAGGCUCUUACUUCGAGAAAUGCUGACGAUUGAUCCAGACAAAAGGAUUGCUCCGCAUACCAUAAUUGAAUUUCUUUAACCUACUAAGGAGAGAUUGAGAACUGAAUGA
Messenger RNA from Paramecium tetraurelia, 1464 nucleotides. RefSeq lists its product as uncharacterized. The transcript is spliced from 4 exons. The record is from RefSeq and is a predicted model, not a curated record. Gene Ontology annotation, biological process: protein phosphorylation; mitotic DNA damage checkpoint signaling. Lineage: Eukaryota; Ciliophora; Oligohymenophorea; Peniculida; Parameciidae. Gene Ontology annotation, cellular component: nucleus; cytoplasm. Gene Ontology annotation, molecular function: protein serine/threonine kinase activity; ATP binding.